GUAACAUUUGACAGAAAAAAAAAUUAUGAAAAAACUUGGAAAUAUUGACUGAGUUGCCUUAUUAUGACUUUUUCUUAACCAAAUAUUCAAGAUUUCUCUAGUCUUGUCCCUUUCCGUAUAUAAAUGAAGGAUUAUUGGCAAGUGCAACCAGUUGGAAUUUACAUAAGGAAUUAGCCUUUUGUUUCAUUAAAGAGAGAAAAGAAAGAAGAUCUAGCGAGAGCUGCCCUCUACCAUGGAUGGUUUGCAAAGAUCGGCAGUGUCUUUUAGGAGGCAAGGAUCUUCAGGUCUUGUUUGGGAUGACAGGUUUUUGUCAGAGGAGUUAAACCAAGUGAAACAAGAACAAGAAGAAGGAGAAACGAAGCAAGAUGACCAAGGGCAGCCGCAAGAGAAUAACCCAGAAAAAUUUGAUGUUAUCAAGGAUGUUAAGCCGACAAGAAACGUUGCUCCAACUCCAAUCAAUACCAUCGAAAGAAGCCAAUCCAAUGGUGAAAGACGAGGUUACCGUACUGGUAAGGUGUCCCCUGCUAUUGACCCGCCUUCUCCGAAGGUUUCAGCUUGUGGUUUAUGCAGUGCUUUUGGGAAACAUACCAAGAAUCAUAGGAAAAAGCCUGGUAAGCGUAGAUCAAGAUGAUAUGUUUUUGUCUUCAAGUUCAAGUCCAUCUCAAUGAACUGAGAUGUGGGAUUUUUAGAAAGAAACAAAACGGCUUAUGGAUGUCUUUUCUUUAGGUGUUUAAAGCUUUGAUCUUUUUUUUUUUAUUUUUUUAAUUCUGUUAAUGUUUCUUGUUUCGGUUUCAUUCAGAAUUUUGUGGUUUGGGUGGAUAUAUGUAAUUAAAAUAAUCUGUAAAUGUUUUAA
This is a messenger RNA of Durio zibethinus, 853 nucleotides long. RefSeq lists its product as uncharacterized. The record is from RefSeq and is a predicted model, not a curated record. NCBI's taxonomy places the organism in Eukaryota, Viridiplantae, Streptophyta, Magnoliopsida, Malvales, Malvaceae.